Messenger RNA from Phragmites australis (common reed), 824 nucleotides. RefSeq lists its product as uncharacterized. Lineage: Eukaryota; Viridiplantae; Streptophyta; Magnoliopsida; Poales; Poaceae. The transcript has a single exon. The coding region runs from base 115 to 603 and encodes 162 amino acids. The record is from RefSeq and is a predicted model, not a curated record.
CAGGAACGCAGCCUAUAUAAGGCGCGGGCAAACCCCCCUACCCCUCCUCAAGCUGAAUCGGCUGCUUCGGUUUGAUCUAUCGAUUGAUUUGUUGCAAAAGCACGUACGCAAGAGAUGGACAGCAAGCUGAGCGUGCAGCACGGGCACAACCACAACAACGGAAUCUCCAAGCCGCCGGUGCACCACCACCACGGCGGCGGCAAGAGGAGCGGGAGGCAGCAGGGCGGCGGCGGGAAGGGGAUCAAGGUGGUGUACAUCUCCAGCCCCAUGAAGCUCACCGCCAGCGCCGAGGAGUUCCGCGCCAUCGUGCAGGAGUUCACCGGCCGCGACUCCAACGUCGCCGACCACGACCUCGCCGCUGCUGCCCACCUGGGCGCGUCCUCCUCCUCCUCUUCAUCUUCGUCCUACUCCUCGUUCGGCCGUGCCUCGCCGACAGCGCCGAGUGCAGAAGGCGCCCACGCUCUGCGGCCGACGAUAGCGACGGCCAGCGCCAUCUCUGGACGGGCGCCGGCCGAGUACGCUGCCGACGUGGGCGCGCAGCCGAUGUUCCAGGGUAUGUAUGAUCGAACGGGGAGCUUGCUUUACGGCCAGGACUACUGGUAGGAACGGAAUUUCCUCCUCUUACGUUUCCACAUGUGCCAUGCAUACAUAUGAACAUAUGUAUGCAUCUCCGUCUACUUAUGUUUACGCCGUGCAUCUCCAUAUGGGUUGUGCGUUGUGCGUGCAUGCUUCUUGUUGUUGGGUUGGUUCGAUAGAUCGAUCAUCUACCUUGUACUUGGUAUAAUUAAUAUGUCAAUACUAGAUGUAUAUAUGUUUUGCCUUUA